GCACCAGGAGACAGACAGGCUGUGCUCCAACUCCAGGCUACAGGUGUUGCCUCCCAGGAUCCCAGAUGGAUUUCAGCCGUCGAAGCUUUCACAGAAGUCUGAGUUCCUCCUCACAAGGCCCAGCACUUAGCAUGAGUAGCUCCGUGUACAGGAAGGGGGGCGCGCAUCGCCUGGUGGCUGCACCCAGCGUCUAUGGUGGGGCCGGAGGCCACGGCACUCGCAUCUCUGUCUCCAAAUCUGUAGUGAGCUAUGCGAGUGAUCUCUCCAGCGGAGGGGACCUGUUUGCUGGCAAUGAGAAACUGGCAAUGCAGAACCUCAAUGACCGAUUGGCAAGCUACCUAGAAAAAGUGCGGUCCCUGGAGCAAUCCAACUCCAGACUUGAAUUCCAGAUCAAGCAGUGGUAUGAAACCAACGCGCCUAGCACCGUCCGGGACUACAGCCCCUACUACACGCAAAUCAAAGAGCUGCAAAAUCAGAUUAAGGAUGCUCAAAUACAAAAUGCCCGAUGUGUCCUGCAAAUUGACAAUGCUAAACUGGCUGCAGAGGACUUCAGACUGAAGUUUGAGACUGAGAGGGGGAUGCGCAUAACUGUGGAAGCUGAUCUCCAAGGCUUGAGCAAGGUUUUUGAUGAUCUGACCCUCCAAAAGGCAGACUUGGAAGUUCAGAUUGAAGAACUGAGCAAGGACCUGGCCCUCCUCAAAAAGGAGCAUCAGGAGGAAGUUGAUGUCCUUCGCCGGCAGCUGGGUAACAAUGUCAAUGUGGAGGUGGACGCUGCUCCGGGCCUGAACCUGGGAGAGAUCAUGAAUGAGAUGAGACAGAAAUAUGAAAUCUUGGCCCAGAAGAACCUACAAGAGGCCAAAGAGCAGUUUGAGAGACAGAGUGAAGCUCUGCAGCAGCAAGUCACUGUGAACACGGAGGAGCUGAAAGGAACCGAGAUCCAAGUCACGGAACUGAGACGUACCUACCAGAACCUGGAGAUAGAACUCCAGUCUCACAUCAGCAUGAAAGAGUCUCUGGAGCGCACCCUGGAGGAAACCAAGGCUCGUUACGCCAGCCAGCUGGCAGCCAUCCAGGGAAUGCUAAGCUCCCUGGAGGCCCAACUGAUGCAGAUCCGGAGUGACACCGAACGCCAGAACCAAGAGCACAAUAUCCUCCUGGACAUAAAAACCCGGCUUGAGCAGGAGAUCGCUACCUACCGCCGCCUUCUGGAAGGAGAAGAUGUAAUGACUACAGAGUACCAGCUGAGCACUCUGGAAUCUAGGGAUAUCAAGAAAACCAGGAAGAUUAAGACCGUCGUGGAGGAGGUAGUGGAUGGCAAGGUCGUGUCCUCCGAAAUCAAGGAGGUGGAAGAGAGUGUAUAACCUGCGCCGAGGGGAGGCUGCUCCAGCUGAAAAUGAAAAAAAGUGGCCGUCAGAAAACAUCAGCACUGUGUAGUGAUUACGGUGGAUGGGGCGUCUAUUUACCAGUCUCUGUAAUUAAAUAUAAAUGUUCUCACUCCGCGCUGUAAAGUGCUUGCAAGAUUGAACCCAGGGAGUACUAGAAUAUUUAAGCAUCAUCACUGCCAUCUUCAUUACAAGGCACAUUCAUCACAAGCCUAAAGCUCUCUGUUGGAGGAGUUCUAGCAAACUGCAAAUAAACUUCCCAAUGUCUCA
Mesocricetus auratus (golden hamster) is the source of this 1652-nucleotide messenger RNA. RefSeq names its product keratin 20 (gene Krt20). The record is from RefSeq and is a predicted model, not a curated record. The transcript is spliced from 8 exons. Bases 66 to 1361 code for a protein of 431 amino acids. Gene Ontology annotation, molecular function: structural molecule activity. NCBI's taxonomy places the organism in Eukaryota, Metazoa, Chordata, Mammalia, Rodentia, Cricetidae.